This is a messenger RNA of Monosiga brevicollis MX1, 8610 nucleotides long. RefSeq lists its product as uncharacterized. Gene Ontology annotation, biological process: calcium ion transmembrane transport. NCBI's taxonomy places the organism in Eukaryota, Choanoflagellata, Craspedida, Salpingoecidae. Bases 1 to 8610 code for a protein of 2869 amino acids. The record is from RefSeq and is a predicted model, not a curated record. Gene Ontology annotation, cellular component: membrane. The transcript is spliced from 33 exons. Gene Ontology annotation, molecular function: calcium channel activity.
AUGGCCGCGGGCGUCAGAAUCCAGGCCGUGAGCGCAGAGCAGGGGUGGGGAGCGAGCUGCAUUAACGCUAUGCUGAAGAGGGGCUGCAAGGCAGACUGUGUCCACAGGACAGACCUGAACAAGGGCAAAAACUCUCUCUCGUCUCCUCUUACGUGUGGUAAUUACCUCCCUCUCUCUGUGGAGGUUGUGCCUUUGCUGUUUAUACCUUUCUCUCUCUCUCUCUCUCUCUCUCUCUCUCUCUCUCUCUCUCUCUCUCUCUGUGACUUUGUCAACCUGUCAGCACAAGUCCAGUCCCUUGACUCUCUCUUGUGCUUUCAAGGACAAGAAGGACCCUACUUCCCCAACACAACACGACACUUGGAUCAUCCUUUGCAACGUGGCUCAAGGACAACCAAGGCGAGUGGCCCGAUAUUGGCAGUGCUGGAAAAGCCAAAAGCCAAAGGUUCGCCGCGCCAAAGGGCCCUAAGAGAGGCGCGCUUGCAGCCACCAAGCCGACCAGAGGUGUGUGUGUGUGUGUAUGUGUGUGUGUGUGUGUGUGUGUGUGUGUGUGUGUGUGUGUGUGUGUGUGUGGGAUUUCAAAGGAAAAAGCCCCAACACCAACACAAGGAUAACAUUUUGAUAUCACACCUAAGCCAUGGGUUUUGCACACUUAAACCCAUGGCGGAUCGGGAGCGCGCCAAGACCCUGACGGGUGUCAGCGAGGCGGAUCUCAUUGGUGUUCAGGAUCAUCCCUUUCUCUCCCACGGCGACUUUGCCAACCUCUUUUUUGAAGGUCUUCAUGGCUAUGCCUUUGUGGAUGUGCUGGAGAGCCAUUUCCUCACCGUGUACCAGAGCACUGACCAGCUGCCUCCAAGCUUUGAACAGUCUUGUGUUUUCCAACUGCUCCUCUCGAGUGAUGUGGAAGAGGGUGCCGUCCUCAAGUACGGUGAUACGAUCAGCCUCUACCAUCGUGCCACCGAGCAGUAUGUGACAAGAACCAAGGAACACAAGGGCUCAGGCUAUGCCAUCAGCCUCCAGCCCACCCGUGAUGAGACGACCCUUUUUCGACUUCUCCCGCGCUUCAAGCUCCGGGCCAUUGGUGAUGUCAUUCGCUAUAACGACCAGCUUCUUCUUGAGAACACCCACAGUGGCCAAGGCACCACCUAUCUCUCGGGCACAGAUGUUGAUAAUACCGGACAGUCCAUUGUCCAUGCCGCCGGCAAGCGCACAACGGGCAUUCGUAUGAAACUUUUUGCCCCUUUUAAUGUUUCGAGCAAAGCCUUUGAGCAUGUCCUCAAAGGCGGUGACUACGUACGCCUGCACCACUCAGAAGCCAAUGGGUUCCUUGUUGUGGCUCAAAACCCACAGGACGUGCCCGGCCAGUUUAUUGGCACUGAACAUACCGUUUGCCUGCGUCAACUUCGAGAUGGCUCAGACGCCAUGGACUACCAUGACGCCAGUUCAAUCUGGCAGGUCGAACUCAAGAACACCGAUCGUCGUGGUGGUCGAGCAGUGCGUUGGAACGAUGAGAUUCGGUUGCGCAAUUUGCUCACCAACCAAUACUUCAACUUUGAAGCCAAGACCAAAACCAAUGCCAUGGCCCCCGUCGAAGGCCCCAGCAAUCCUCACAACCUCAUGCAGCUGAUCGAAACAACUCAAAUUGCUUCGGGUGGCUUUGCCAUGAAUGAGCCCGUGCGCUACCACACGUUCUUCUAUCUGAGCAACUCCACCCAACGCGGCUGGGCAACUGUGAACACGGCCACCGAGCUAGUGGAGGAGCAUAGCAGCGGGCAUGGCACCGAUCGUCAACACUUUUUGCGAACCAUGAUACAAAGUGUGCGUCAGGAUCAAGACGCAUUUGCCUUUAUGGACGUGUCUGCUGCCGAUAUCCGCAACUUCUACUACGCGCUUGGUCACGUGAAGAAGAUUGAGCAGCUGGGAGUGGACCUGAACGAGAUCGAGGACCACCGAAUUAGUCGCAGCUUAGGCGAAGCCCGUGUUGCCAUCGACAAGUUGAUCUUUUUUUGCACUGAAGACGAUGACGCUGAUGAUGCACUCGAGGCUGACGGCCAUGGCGAAACUUUGCACCAGAACAUGCUUCUUGACUUGCGCGUCCACCACAUGCUCAUGGGCUUCUUACGCAUGCCGUUUACUCGCGGUGAAGAUGGACACUUGCACUGGCUGCCCGAAUGGCGCACGCGCAUCGACUCGGACACGGUCGUGAAUGAUCUUGCCCGUCGUGCCAUGCGGCUGUUGCGCCAGAUGUGCCACGAUAACGUACACACAAGCAACGAGAUUGCACAUGCUUACCUUGCAGACAUUACUGACAUGUCACGUCUGCUCAGUCAAGUGGACGCUCAGUGGAAUGCGGCCGACACCCUUGAAGAAAUCUUUGCAGAUAACUUUGAGCUGCUUUCCAAUCUCAGCGAUGCCUACAUCCAAGUGUACCUCCGCAUGUUGCGAGAGGCACACACGCUAGCUGAUCUCGAACAGGACCUUCACCUUCUUAGCAGCCUCUGCAUUCAUGAUAACAUCCCCAUUGUCAACAUUCAAUCCAUGCUGCGGGCCGCUCUUUUGGGAGAAUCCCAUGUUCCUGUUGAACAGCAACUUCUCCCUAGCACCAAGCUACAAAACGGUGUCAUUCAAAUUUUUGCGCGUCAGCCCACUCCCAAUAAGCCGUAUGAGCAGUGGGAGGGCCGCUGGGAGAGCCUUGCCACGUACUGCAAGAACCACGACUCAUUGCGAUUUUACGAAGCUGUGCUCCAGUUGUACAACCAUCUAUCCAUUGGCAAGGUUGCAGAUACGACCCUUCGCGAGCCCGAACACGUCCCUUUUGUUGAAAUUAUGGCCAUUCUGAAGGCCAAUGAUCUGCCUGUUUCGCUCAAGCGAUGCUACCUUACGUUGUGUACGAACCUCUACAUCGCUGAUGGCGAUUUGCUGGAGGAUGACGGCGAGAACCGCAUGUGGAACGAUCUUGGCAACGAGCGCCAAGCUGCCCACCGUCAGAAAGUCAUUGCCAACCUCCUCGAUUUUGACGAACUGCACACAUGGAUUGUGUCUUUUCUUGCUGCAAACGCCCAGCAACUUUUGCACGUCGAGCACGAGCUUCACCAUGAUCCCCACAAAAAGCUUUCCAGCGAAGAAAAGAAGCUGAUUGAUGAAGAGAUUGACCUCAAUGAGAUGGGUGAAGCUUUGUUCCACAUGAUCGGCACCAUGAUCAAACUUGGUUACUACGUAGACUCCGGUCGCCGCCAGGCCAUCGCCCACCACCUUCUCGCCAUUCUCAUGAACAGCCGCUUGGGCAUCAAUGAGCUCACCGUGCACCACGGCCACGGUUUCGAGGUCAUGUAUCGUGCCAAACAAGCCAUUUGCAACAUUUUCAAUGCAUCUUUGAAAUGGGAUGUCAGUGAACAUGUCAGCAAUCUACUCAAGGGCUUCAAGCAGGCCUAUGAAAGCAAAAAGGGCAUGCAUCUUGAAUUCACGCCUCGCCAGCUCCACAACAUUGUCCCACAUGGUGACCAGGCUUUGUUCUGGUUUGCUCGACACAACAUGACCGCAGAGGACUUCACCAACCUGAUUUUAGAGCUCACGCGCUACACGCACGGAGGCAUGCGCAUUGCUGCUCUCGACCUGCUCAUGUCCUCUUUCAACAUCCGAGGCAUGGUUCUGGAAGCAUUGCGUUACAUUGAAUUUGUGGUUGAUGAGGCAGACCAGAUCAUGCUUGAGAAACUGCGUGAAACGCUUCUGGAGCUGGGCAAAGAAGAUCACAAGGACAUUCACCAUGUGGCCCGUCACAUGACCGACGAAAUUUUAUGGAUGACCUCGCAAUGCAUCAACGUCAACGACGUCUUAGGUGACCCCGUCACAGUCAACUGGCGUCGACCAGGAAGUCGCCUCGUGCCUCACCAUCAUCACCAAGAAAUCUUUCGCCACGAGGGUGCGCACAACCUGGUCUUCGACAUUAUCAAGCAUCACACUGAGACCGCAGCCCAGAUCCAAGACCUUCUUGAAAGUCCUGAGGUGGACGAGCUUCUCAAGUCAUGUUUUGACUUUUUGGCCUUUUUUGUGCUGAAGGACAAGGAGAACCAACGCGAAUUUAGCGAUGAGCACCAUGUUGAAACCAUCCUGCGUUGCUGUGCACACGGCAUCCACGCCGAGAAAAUGCUGGGUGCACUUUUGCAAAGCAACAGCGAGCUGGCCGAGGAACACUUUGCAGAACAAGGCCGCGAGGAGAUUGGUGAACUCAUUGACGCUUUUGCUGAGAAUUCGCGUUGUCAAACUCCAGACUUUUUGAGCAUGUUGCGCGCGCUCAUCACUGAGAGCUUUGCACAAAACAUUCAAACCGAGAUCUUCAACGGCCUUAUUAAAGCUCUUGAUGCCCACAAGGUCCUUAUCGACUUUGGGGCAGAAACAUUUGGGAACGUGCUGGGACGCAACGAGAACGUCAUGUCAGCCAUUGUCACGCUCUACGAAAAGAGCGACCCGACACACGAAGAAGAGCACCUACGUGAGUUGCUAGUAGAGUUUGUGCAUUUGCUUGCCAUGGCGGGCGACGGCAACGCUGAAAUCAAGGACUCCAUCACCCGCUUAAUCCCAUACCACGAGGCCAUGCUACCCUUCUUGCACAUUGGAUCCUCGUCUGCGAAAGAAAAAAGCCAUGGCAUCCCACGCAAGACGUUGGUCGCCUUCAUUGCCUUUGUCAACUUGAUCUAUUUUCCUCACCUCGAAGCUACUGAUCUGGAUGAUGAGGUGCCGAUGGAGGCCGGUGGUGAUUUCGAAAUGUAUGGGUUUGAUGGCGAUUCGGCCACUUCAAAGCUCCUCGACUUGACUCGCGUGUGCACAUCGUUAAAGGUGCAAGUUGAGCAGCUGUCUGUCGUCAUGAAGCGCUCUUGGAAGGUCACGGUCACGGAUUUGGAUCCCUUUAUCUGCGACCAUGUCCUGCCGCUUUUUUUGCACAUGACACAACAUGCCGUAGCUUUGUUGCGCGAAGUGGACCCCACCCAAGCGGUGGAAUUCACAACGGAAGCCUCAGCUCUGCGCUCCGUCCUGGUCACUUACCUCAACAAGCGCAAGAAACUAAGCCUCUCAAACCCGCAGUUCAUCUUGGCCCAUGAUGACCGCGUCUCAGUUGCGCAAGCACUGAAAGAUUUUGCUGAGCUUAUCAAUCUUAACAUUCUGAGUGGAGUUUUUGGCGACGAAAGCGAACAAGUCAAGCUCAUCAAGGUUGUGCGAUGGUAUGAUGACGCCGAAGCUAAAACCAUGCGCCUCGCCACUGCUGCACAGAACCACGGCUCGCAUGGUAGCCACGGUUCGCGGGGCACGCGCAAGCAUGGCAGCAGCAAGCUCAGCUUGUUGGGUGGGAAGAAGCGGGGCUCUGGCGCCCAUCACACGGCAAAUGUUGGCACGGGCACGGCGCGACUAGCUGCUGCUAUGCAGACGAAUGAAGCAUCAGAAGGCGAUAAGAUUCAAAUGGAGCUGCCGUUUUUUGUGGAGCUCAUCAAAAAGGGCUUUCAAGAAGGCCAUCGUCCUCACCACUAUUCAUGGAUGCACAAUUUGAAGGAGGAGUUUGACUUUCCAGAGUUCUGGCGAUUGGUGGGCAUCAUUCGAAAGCUUUUGUCUGGCCAUCACAACGGCAAAGGUGGCGAUACCGUCGAGAGCGAUGAGAAGACAGAGGCUGGCACUGCACACCAUCAUGGCCGAAGUAUUGUGCGCCGUGCUGUGCGCGUACAUGCUUUUAUCGACAUUGACAUUGAUCAAUGCCUCCAGCGGAUCAUCACUCACUUUGAGCAUCACGAGGUGGAUGAUUACGCGUCUGAAGACUUUGCUGAAGAAGAGCAGGUUGUCAAAGAGUUUCUUAUCCUGCUCUGUGGCAUCCUCUCCACAGAGGACACUCACCAUCACCGCCACCAUUCAACCAAAGCUGAGCAACAGCUUGUUGAUGUCAAGCAAGUGGCUCGCCACCUUAAUCGCUUGAACUUGCCGGAGAUGCUCCUUUUCCUGGUGGCAGCACACCAUCGCAGCACCGUGGAAAUGGCGGCGCGACUUGGCGUUUUGCUCCUGCGCUCGACUCCCAAAGAAAAUGAGAUUGAUAUGACCAAGGUCAAGAUUCAAUCGUCUCUCAACGACCUCAGCCAACGCAGCUUUUUACGCGCUAUCAAAAGCCCAGUCGGUCGGCGUGCUCUCCUGGCCUGGCAACAUCGGUUUGAGCAGCAUAUUCACUUUCUCAACAAACGCGUGCACGAAGAUCCGAUUCGCAGCCUGCAUCGUGAUCAAGAUCAAGAAGACCUAGAAAAUGAUACGGUUUUGGAGUUGCUGAAAUUGAUUGAAGCCAUGCUUGCGGGCGGCUACAUGGACAUGCAGACGAUUUUCCGCCACCAAGAAGGGCAAAAGAUUGAUGUGUUGGCAACUUUGGUGGAUUUAGCGGGCGCCUACGCACCGCUAAUUCGCAUGCGCCUGCAAGAUGGCUUCUCUGUGCAAGAUAUCGAGCGCGAUGAAGCCAUUGGCGAAGUGGAGAAGGAGCUUCGCCGUGAAGUCAAUGAUGUUGGGGUUCUUCAACAGGAUCCUCUUCUCCUGUACCUCACCUACAUGGAGUAUUCUGACCUCGAGAUCACCGACGAGAAUCAACCCCACGAGAUGAACAACUUUUUCACUAUUGAUCGAAACCGUGACAUUGCAUUGCAAAUCACCGUCGACUGGGCCUACCUCUUUCAGAUUGAGGAGAUCGAACAUGAGCAUGGCUUAUCAGACUUUCGCCAAAAGGCAGGCUCUGAAAUCAUGCUGACAGCGGCACAGUUGCAUUCACUUAAGAUGUGUCAGCAGCUCUUGCAUACCAUGGACUCGAUUGAUGAAGAUUGUGAAAACGCUAUUCUCGAGCUGCUUCGCGGCCUUCUUGAAGGCCGCAAAGCAGGUGAUCAUGCCUUUGAUGUGCUGGGCUCCUGCCUUUUCCCUGUCGGUAUUUCAAGCCAGUACUCGCUAAGUCUGAGUGCAGAUGCCAACGUGAUGAUGCACAAUCUGUCCAAGCACAUGGCGGCAGCAGGAUCAAAGCACGGCCUUGAGGAGGACGAUGACAGCGAUAUCGAAGAUGAAGUUGAUGACGCCGACGCCACGCACUACUCCGAUGCCGACGUUGCCUAUGGUUAUUACAUUGUCAUUAAAUUGCUUAUUGACGGCUCGCGCUUCCACGGUGAACGUAUUCGCCAAAAGCUGACGGCCUGGGAGGACCGCAAUCACGCCGGGCUUCGCAAAACGGUUGGGCGCAUUGAGUUUCUUCGCAAUGACGACAUCGAAGCCUUGUACUUUCCCUUACCCGCCGCGGUGACCGCCAGCCAAAACCACCCUAUGGUGCAAACUCUCAAGCAGGAAAUGAUCAACAGUACCAUUCUCUUGAAUCCGAUGCAAAAGAUCGUGGGCUUUUUUAACCAGGCAAACUCUCUCCUGAACGUUGUUGAGCGUCGUGACCGCUACCAUGAAUCGUGGUGGAAACUCUUUUUAAGCGAGCAACGCCUGGUCUCACUCUUGGCACUUUUCCUGACCAUUCUCUUGAACGUGUACAUUAUCUUUGACUUGGGCAAUGACUUUUUGAAGGAGGCGGGCAAGAAACCGGAUGUUCCUCUUUUCGUGCUGGACAUUGUCAAGAUUCUGCAUCUUGUCUGCGCAAUCUUGAUGCUGGCUGGCUAUGCGCUCAACGGCCUACCAGUUGAUGUGGAGCGCUACGCGGAACUCGCGCCCGCCAUGCAGCUGCCCAUUGGACAGUACGCAGUGCAGUUCAUCAAGCAGCAAUUAUUCUGGGUCCAUAGCUCGGGCGCGCCCUUUUUCGUCCUCUAUUGCGCGUUAAGCCUGGUCGGUCUCAUUCAUGACACGCGAUGGUAUGCCUUUCACAUUUUCGACCUAGCCCUUCACGUGCCCGUCAUGUUCCUCGUGGUGCGCGCCGUCAAGAGCAACCUCCCACGCCUACUGGGCACCUUUGCAUUCACCUUCCUGCUGAUUUAUGCCUUUGCCCUCAUUGGGUUGGCCGCUUUUAUGGGUGAAUAUGGUUUUGCGGACACCUCAGCCAUCUGCACUCCCCAACACACCUUCUUGGACUGCCUACGUGACCACGUGUACUACGGGUUUUACAGUUCUCCGGUCUUUGAUGGAGAGCUCGGCCUUGGUGCAUUUUUCUAUGCGUUGAUUUACUUUAUUCUCGUUGUUCUCAUCAUGUCCAGCAUUGUGUCGGGUCUGAUCAUUGAUUCGUUUGCUCAGUUCCGCGAAGAGAGCGAGAACAUUGCCUCGGCCAAUGCCAAUGUGUGUUUCGUGUGUAGCCUCACACGUGACGACCUGGAAGAUGUUUCUCCGUCGGGUUUUGAUGGCCACAUUGCUUUUGACCACAACGUGUGGAACUACUGCUGGUUCAUUCUGUACGCUGAGCAUCGUGAGCGCGAGGGCAAAGAGCUUACCAGUUCGGAGCUUCACGUCUUACAGCACUGGCAGCGCCGUCGCUUCGCCAACAUUGUUCCCGUACAGCGUGCCAUGUGUCUGGCCGAGAAUAAAAGCCUGGAAGAUCAGCGUGCAGACCUCGUCCAGUCCCGUCUGGAUGCCAUCGAAAAGGAGUUGGCCGCUAUUUUGACGGAAAACCGUAAGCGAGCCCAGUAG